AUGGUUUUACUAUUUCCUUGACGAUAAUAAACAAUAUGGCGGAUAAUCCUGACAAAAUCUUGCCAACAGAGGACAUUUCGAGUUCAAAUACGGACAUUGCUUUCCCUGAUAUGAGUUCAGCCGACGAUAUUGUUAGCAGGGCUCGAGAAGAAAUCGAGAAAACAAUGGAGAAGGCAAUGGCGAACCAACAGGGGGGACAAGAGUUUGAAGAAGUAAUCGAAUAUGUUGAACCUAUACAGGAUCCGUAUGGAAAAGCCAUCAAAUAUCUUGAGCAACACGACAUUUUACAACUUUUCCAGGCUUUAACUGCAAAUAUAGUUUACUUUAAACCAGAGGACCCCCUUAGUUACAUGAUGAAAGAAAUUGAAGUCAUAAAAAAGGAAAAAGCAGCUGCAAAAACUGCAGAAAAGAAGUGAAACUUGUACAGCAAAUAUUUGGUUUUAUAUAUCUGGGAGGAUUGAGUGAGUCUGUACAUAAAGUGUCCUGUAUUUAAGAUGAAAAAGGAAUCAAAAUUUACAUCAUAUAUUUUUUGUCAUGAAGCCAUGUAAUAUGUGCAAUUACAUUCAAAACAUUGUGUACAAUCACCGAUAUACAACAAUAAUAAUGUUGAUAUUCCAUGAACAUUACAUGUACUUUGUUGUAAUUGCUUGCCACUUCACAGAUCUUGCAUUUACAAAUGCUACAGUUUAGUUGUACAGUUUUCAAAAUCCCUAUUUCAGGACUUUUUUGAGGUUCUACAUAUAAACCUUUCACUAAUUAUGUUUUUGUAAUGAAUUUUGAGAUUAUGAUCGUCAAAUUGUAAUGGCAUUCUUAUUAUCCAGUAUUAAGAUGUAAAAUAUAGAAAUCUACUUAUACACAUUAAUAUAUAUUUGUGGUUAUAUUAAGUGCCAAACUUGUUUUGUAGACUUAGAAAUUACUUAUUUAAUAUCUGUUACAGCAUUUCCUUGAGAAUAAUAAAAUAAAUAAAUUAUAAAAUAAUUAUAAAAUAAUUACAAUGGAAUUGUUCUAAGAGUUAAAAUGAUUGAUUUAGCCAAUGAUUG
Messenger RNA from Saccostrea echinata, 1040 nucleotides. RefSeq lists its product as uncharacterized. The transcript is spliced from 2 exons. The record is from RefSeq and is a predicted model, not a curated record. Lineage: Eukaryota; Metazoa; Mollusca; Bivalvia; Ostreida; Ostreidae. The coding region runs from base 36 to 416 and encodes 126 amino acids.